ACUGAUCAUCUUUUCUUGAUUGUUUUCGAUCGUCUUCUCGUCAGCAUGUUAGCUGCGCAAUCUCAAAAGCGUAGGGUGUAUACACUGAACAACCCUAAACCUCAAACUUGAGUCGAUGCAAUCAGCCUACCCUCGGACAUAUCUCUUCAAACCAUCAUUGUCAGACCAAGCAUCACAUGCACGUGCGCAAUACAUCAAGAUCAUGGGGUAUAGAUGUGCUCUUCGUUCGUCUAUCAUAUAUAUCUCUGCGUAUUCGUUUUUCCACCUUCCACCGCAAAUUGAUCAAAGAGUGGAGAGGAAAAAGAUUCAACCGCACACAUACCCCUCAGUUUUUAUACCCAAAUCUUCUACCCAUACACCAUUUCGUAGCCCACCAGUGUCCGUCUCACCACGGCUGGCAGGCGGGGGUAUCAUCGUCCCAUCGUAUUCAGCUUGCAUCCACCCAUCACACACUCCCAACGCUGAGCACACAACGAAGAUUGGACCAACAGAGACGCAUAAUCCACAAGAAAAGCAGCAAAUUGGUAUAUAUUUCUGUUUGCGCCGUAAUUGGGGAAUCAUUCGGACAGAGAGCAACAAACAAACGCCGUAAACAAGAAACUGCAAAAUGACGCAUACAGGAAAACAAGACUGCGAACAACAACCAGCCAGGCCAGGCUUUUGACGUGGGUAUUUUCGCCGUAGAGUAGGAGGGGUAUAAUUC
This is a messenger RNA of Alternaria alternata, 703 nucleotides long. RefSeq lists its product as hypothetical. Lineage: Eukaryota; Fungi; Ascomycota; Dothideomycetes; Pleosporales; Pleosporaceae. The transcript has a single exon. The record is from RefSeq and is a predicted model, not a curated record. The coding region runs from base 116 to 592 and encodes 158 amino acids.